Messenger RNA from Symbiodinium sp. CCMP2592, 2751 nucleotides. NCBI's taxonomy places the organism in Eukaryota, Dinophyceae, Suessiales, Symbiodiniaceae. The record is from the annotation of a GenBank genome assembly.
AUGAGUAUUACUGAGAGUGAGGCCAAUUUUAGCUCCCGGGCUGCGAAACUCGGCUUGAAAGCUGAGGUGCUUCAGCUGCUUGUCGAUGGUGGCGUCAACACUCUUGCCAAAUUUGCGUAUGUGAGCAGCUUCAUUCCGGGUCAGAGUGAUGAGGGUCCUUUUGUGACUUCCAUAAAGGACUUGUUGAAGAGGGAUGCUACCGUGGGGGAGCUUUCGGUGCUGCGCCGAUUGCACUCUGAGGCCUUUGCUUUGGUCGCGGCCGAGCUUAAAUCUCAGGUUGAGCGCACCACCGAUGCACCAGCGAGGAGCCUUGCCGCUCCUGACCGAGCAGAUCGUCUGGCUCGUCAAGUGGUGCGGUAUCCAGGCUUGACUAUCGCCGGGCCUAAUGAACCGAGUGACAGGUCAGUGGACAAGUGUUGUCAAAUGUAUGAAAACAAUCGCCUUACAUAUCUUCCGCUGAGUUGGUGCAUGAGCAAGGACGAUGAGACUCGGAAUUCCCGGGACAAGGAGGAUCGUACCCUCACAGUUGACAAUAGCGGUAAUGUUCACAUCAAGAACGCCGACAUUCGAGGUGAGGCCGACUUGAGCACUGACUUGUUACUAAAGUUCGCCCUCACUCGGCGAGGACUCGCGAUGGAACAGGCCGGAUUGUUAGGUUUCAAAGAACAUGAGAAAUGGGCUGACCGCCUGUUGCACUCCAGAUAUCGUGAGGUGCCUUCGGGAUACACCCGAGUCAGCAUACAGCAGCUGCUUCAAGCCGAUAAGCAAUUGUUUGUCACCGCUGCUAAUGAGUGUCGCAGUGGAGUGCAAGUCACGGAGACCGGUCGUCCAUUGGACGAGGCGUGGAUGCGUUGCGCCGAUUUGACCGAGGUGUCUCAUUUGCUCGCUCCCCUCGCGUCGCCUCCUCCCGCUAAGAUUCCCUUUGAAAGACCCACUCCGUAUGGCCGUGGCAAAGGUCGGGGCAAAGGUUCUGGUAAGGGUAAGCAACCGUCGCGCCGCGAGGUGACCAUGCCAGAGGACCUAAAGGACGGGCACGCAAACACCCCGAAAGGAGUGCCCAUUUGCUUUGAUGCUCAGAGGGGCAAAUGCACUAGGCAAUUGACAGGCAACAAGUGCUUCAGGGGUGACCCAUCACAAGGGGUCUCCUUCUCGACAGGUGCCUAUUGCAGAGUCAAGGUUGGGCUGCGACGUAAUGUCUUGCUCUUCCCGAAUGUGACAAAGUUGGCCGCGCGUUUUGUGCGACAGCAGCUGCCCAGCUUAAAGUUCACGAGCUUAGCAUUCUUUCGCAACGUUCAAACCACACCUCAUGUGGAUGCGCAUAAUUCUUCUUUGCCCAAUGCUGUGUGUGCACUGUCUGACUUCGAUCAGGGACAGGUGUGGGUUGAGAGACCAGGCGGCCAAGCUUGGUGCGACGUUGAUGGCGAACUACGCAGUGGAGUCGAACUCAGCUUGGAUGGGAGUCAUGCCGUCUUCACCGCUCGACGUUUGACUCACGCCACUAGGAGUUGGUCGGGUGAUAGAGUGGUUUUAGUUGCUUUUUCAGUCUCCGCCAUUGAUCAUCUUAGUGAGACUGAUAGUGCUACACUGACCGAUUUGGAAUUUCAGCUCCCGAUGCAAGCCGACAUUCUUGAUGCCGAACAGUCACCUCCGGUUUGCUAUGAAGCGCCGGUCGUUACCGGGGGGUGUGCUACUGAUGAGUUUCCAAAACCACUCGGCCUCGCACAACCAGUUCAGACCAAGCCGGUUGACCAGCCUGGUAUUGUGCUCGAGCUGUUUGCCCGUGCAGGCUCUCUGUCCCGAGCCUUUCAUCAGAUUGGCUUUGAGGUCAUGCCCAUAGAUAGAGGAAGUCACCGGCUUCCGUUGGCCAAGUUGUGCUCACUGGAUCUUGCCUUGCCGAGCUCGUGGCAAUAUCUUUCGCAUGUGCUUGACAACUAUCAUGUUCGGUACGUGCACGUUGAUCUGCCGUAUGCCACCUAUGGACCUAAGCAGGGCCUCCGACGACUGUCCCAUGGAUCUGUAGUUCCUGUAGGAGGCGCCGACGCCUCUCAGGUUCAAAGGCUCGCAUUGGCCGACUCCUUGAUGGAACAUGUCAUCACCUUCUUAAAACGAGUUCAACAAAUGGGCAUCGCCUGGUCCAUUGAGCAUCCGCAGUCCAGCUUCCUGUGGCAUAUGCCUGCUGUGCGCCAGCUCACCAACACCACUACCGUGGUGUACGAUUUGUGUGCCUUCGAUUCUCCGCAUCGCUUGCGGAGGCUUUUCUGUCAGCAGGUUGCCCACGCCGUGGCUAAACACUGUGGCUUUGACCCCCUUUUGUCUCCGCUGCAGUCCAGCCCUCCGCCUGUCACACAGCAGCGUCGGGGCAAACUUGGUGCGAGCCUCAUCAGAGAAUUUGGUCGCGUUUGCAGAUGUCGUGUGCCACAGAUUCCGCCUGUGGAUCAUAAAAAUUGCUUGCAGCACGCCAUCGGUGACAUCCCCGCAGGCUCCAAACUUCUCGCCACUGAGGAGACGGGGGAGUCGGGUGGCUUCGAACUUAGUGUUGGUGUUUAUGCAACACCGGAUGAGUUUCUGGAGGAGGCCAAAGGAUUACGGCAUCCCUUCGAGACGUUUGCUGUCAUCCCCGACGAAGUGAAACGAAAGCUUCAUGAGGCCUUGGUGAAGGGCCCUGAGUGGGUACGGCGACGCAUGGGCCCCUGUGCGCCGGUUCGCCGUGAUUCAAUCUUCUGGAGGCAAGCGCAAGUUGAGACCGAUUGA